Molecule: messenger RNA, 1446 nt
Organism: Prunus persica (peach)
Lineage: Eukaryota; Viridiplantae; Streptophyta; Magnoliopsida; Rosales; Rosaceae
Product: F-box protein At2g17690
Exons: 1
Coding region: 1-1446 (481 amino acids)
Molecular function (GO): protein binding
Source: RefSeq, a predicted model, not a curated record
AUGGCGAGCAGAAUACCAGAUGAAUUAUGGGAGAGCAUUGGCAAGCGCCUCAACACAAAGACCGACGUUUCUCAAUUUCGUGCUGUGUGUAAGUCAUGGCGAUCCUCUCUUCCUCUUUUUGCAAAACAGUUCCCUUUGCAAUUCCCCAUCCAAGUCACUAAGAAGUGCUCCCUCAGCUUCACCCUCAACGAGAGUGUAAUCUAUCAUCUUGCACCUCCCGCCGCCACUGAUCCCCGUGAAAGGGGUUGGUUGAUUUGUGUCGAAGAAGGAGAGACGGGUGAAACUCAUCAUAUGUUGCAUCCACUCUCCCAGUCUACCGUUCUGCAGUUGCCCUACUCAUAUCCGAAGUUACUCAACUUAUUGGAAUAUCGGGUAUCUGAGGUGGCCAAAGUAUAUGUCCCACGUUUUAGGGAUGACUGCUGGUUUUGUGGUAAGGCGGCCCUGUCCUUGAAUCUCGAUUUCCCUGCGGUCAUGAUGGUGAUACGGGGAAUGUUAUGGUACGGAAAAUUAGGCGUUGACAGAAAAAAGUGCAUCCAAGUCUCUCCGUUGACUCGUGAACGUUCCAUUUAUGAAGAUGUUAUCUUUUAUCAAGGAAAGUUCUGUGCUGUCUGCUAUAAUGGAACAGCCGUAGAGGUUGAUUCUUCUCUUGACGUGACGAUGAUCGCGUCUCCAAUAAAAGGUCGUUUUACCCUCAAUUAUCUGGUGGAGUCAUCUGGGGAGGUUCUUUUGGUUCGUUUAUCUGGUGAAGAUUCUUAUUCUUCUUGUAACUCUUCCGGUGAAGAUUCUGAUUCUUCUGAUGAAGAGUCUGAUUCUUCUUACCAGGAGCUCUCGCUGGCGCCAGCACCUGCUGAAGUUACCCACGAAGGUGGGUUUUCGAGUGGAGCUAACUAUCGAGACUUGCGCAUACUUGGUGAAUUGGUUCUUGCACUGCCGCAAGUGCCAGCACCGGCUGAACUUGCCAAGCCGGUUCAUGAUGAAGAUUCUUCUUACGAGGGCCUGCCGCAAGCGCCAGCACCAGCUGAAGUUGUCCACCCAGCUCAUGACGAGGAUUCUGAUUCUUCUUCUGGUUCUUCUGUAAAGGUUUAUAAAUUGAAUGCAGAUGAGAAAGAAUGGGUUGAGGUUGAGGCGGAAGCUUUGCGUGAUCGAAUACUGGUGGUGGGGAGCGACCACUGCUUCUCUGUUUCUACUGGAGAUUUCCCAGGGUGCAGGGGGAGCUGCAUUUAUUUCUACAAUCCAGAUAAUCGUACAAUUGCGUUAGGAAGAGGAAGCAUGUUGAGCCAAACCGCAGUGUUCUGCUUAGAUUCUGGCACUUGGUUGCCGCUAACAGAUUAUCCAAGUUUUCAAAACAUCUUUUGCCCACCGCCAACUUGGACUUGGUUGCCAACUUGCCAAGCCAACAACAAAGGAAAAGUAAACAACAAGACUUGGACUUGGACUUGGACAUGA